This is a messenger RNA of Prosopis cineraria, 3415 nucleotides long. RefSeq names its product putative receptor protein kinase ZmPK1. The record is from RefSeq and is a predicted model, not a curated record. Bases 281 to 2683 code for a protein of 800 amino acids. NCBI's taxonomy places the organism in Eukaryota, Viridiplantae, Streptophyta, Magnoliopsida, Fabales, Fabaceae. Gene Ontology annotation, biological process: protein phosphorylation; recognition of pollen. The transcript has 2 exons. Gene Ontology annotation, molecular function: ATP binding; protein serine/threonine kinase activity.
CUGUCAGAAAAAGAAUGACUCUCCAAUUAUAUUCAGAGUCGCGUUCAACAAAAUUAUGGAAUCAAGUGUGUGGAAUAGUUGACGGUUUAGAUGUUCUCCAAGCACGAGAAUUACCUGAAGCGUCGGGAAUGUUCCACCGUCUGACAUCUGUAGGUACAAGAGGCUGCCAGGUCCCAUUUUUUUCUUGUCAUAGAAUUUUUUAACAGGUGAGAUGGAUGCUGCUGUCAUCUUCUUCCCAGAGUUCAUAUAGGCCAGCGGCCCAUUCCUCUGAAACUAUACCAUGGAAGAGUUCACUACUGUGUGCCUCUUAUUACUCAUCCCAUCUUCUGUCUCGUGUUUUCAGUUAUCGUCCUCAACAAUCCAAACUCUGAACAAGGGCGAAUACCUCUCUGUAGAGAACCCGCAAGAUGUUCUGCUUUCACCCAGUGGCGUGUUCUCCGCCGGCUUUCAAUCCGUUGGUGUUAAUGCUUAUUGCUUCGCCGUGUGGUUCACCCGCAACCCCACCCUCGUUUGGACGGCGAAUCGUGACCAACCAGUUAACGGAAAGCGCUCCAAACUUUCUCUUCUCAAAUCUGGAAAUCUUCUCUUGACAGAUGCUGACGAGUUGGACGUUUGGGCCUCCGACACUUCAUCGGCAACCUCUGUUGAGUUGCUUCUCUACGACUCUGGUAAUCUUGUUCUCCGAGAAACCAAGGGUGUCGUUUUAUGGCAGAGCUUUGAUUUCCCUGCCGAUACUCUUCUGCCUCACCAACAACUCACCAGAUUCACCAAGCUGGUCUCCUCAAGGAGUGAGACAAACCAUUCCUCGGGUUUUUAUUCUGUGUUUUUCGACAACGACAACGUCCUCCGUCUUCUCUACGACGGUCCUGAAAUUUCCAGUAUUUAUUGGCCGGAUCCUGGGCGCGUGAGUUGGCAGAAUGGAAGGAGCACUUAUAACGGAAGCAGGAUUGCGGUGCUCGAUUCCUUGGGAAAUUUCAGUUCAUCGGACCAGUUCAGUUUUAUAACUUCCGACUACGGCGCGGUGCUCCAAAGAAUGUUGAAAAUUGAUUCCGACGGUAAUGUUCGAGUUUAUAGCCAGGAAUCUGAAGGACAUGAAUGGUAUGUGUCUUGGCAGGCCAUAUUAACGCCCUGCUCAAUUCAUGGAAUCUGUGGUGCCAAUAGCCUGUGCAGCUAUGAUCCUGGUGGUUCUGGAAGGAAAUGCUCUUGUCUUCCAGGUUUUCGACGCAGGAAUUCUAGCGAUUGGUCCCUGGGGUGUGAACCAAAACAUAAUUUCUCUUGCAACCCAAGUGCGUCUUACUUUGUACGUCUUCCCCAUGUUGAUUUCUACGGCUCUGAUCGUCAAUUUACCUCAAAUUCCACCUUGGAGGAUUGUAUGAACUUGAAUUUGCAAUCCUGUGAUUACAAGGCCUUCCAGUAUAAAUUUAGUGAGGAUCGCGGCUAUUUUAACUGUUUCCCAAAGACCUUCUUGAUCAAUGGGUAUGUUUCACCCGAUUUCCAAGCGGGAGUCUACUUGAGACUGCCUAGAGGCAAGCCAUUCUCUAUGCAAGAAUCCCUUCAAGAAUCAAGUGCCGAGUGUUCAAACAAAACAAUAACAAUUGAAAGAGGGUAUGUAAAAGCCCAUGAAAAUAGAAAUUUGAAGCUAAUGGCUUGGUUUGCUUAUAAUAUAGGAGGGUUUGAGAUCCUUUGUAUCCUUUGCGUGUGGUGUUUCUUGAUGAGAGACCGAAGAAGAUCACAGGCCAAUGAAUGCGCACAAAGCUACCUUCCCAUAGGCUCUGGGCUCAAGAAAUAUAGUUACACUGAGCUUAAAAAGGCGACCAAAGGUUUUUGUCAGGAGAUUGGAAGAGGAUCAGGUGGGAUUGUAUACAGGGGUGAAUUGUCAGAUAAUAGAGUUGUGGCAAUCAAGAAACUGAGUGAAGCUAGUCAAGGGGAAGAAGAAUUUUAUGCUGAAGUAAGCAACAUUGGAAUGCUUAAUCACAUGAACUUGAUUAAAAUGUGGGGAUACUGCUCAGAGGGGAAGCACAGGCUAUUGGUAUAUGAGUUCAUGGAGAAUGGUUCUUUAGCUAAAAACCUAGAGUCAAAAUCUCACGCUCUAGAUUUUAGGACAAGUUUCCACAUUGCCCUAGGUGUAGCAAGAGGUCUAGCGUAUUUGCAUGAGGAAUGCUUGGAGUGGAUUCUGCACUGUGAUGUAAAGCCUCAAAACAUACUUUUAGAUUCUGAUUAUCAACCGAAGGUAGCAGAUUUUGGGCUAUCCAAGCUACUUAAGCGAGAUGAUUCUGACAAUUCAAAGUUCUCAAGAAUAAGGGGCACAAGAGGUUAUAUGGCUCCUGAGUGGGUUUUCAAUAUGCCUAUUACCUCUAAAGUAGAUGUUUAUAGCUAUGGAAUUGUGGUGUUGGAGAUUAUGACUGGGAAGAAUCCGAUGAAGGGUGGUGACCAAGACAUGAAUGGCAGUGGAAGAGAAGGAAGGCAACAUGGGUUGGUGGGAUGGGUGAGGGAGAAAAAGAGCAAAGCAUCCUCAAAAGCUUCUUGGUUACAGCAAAUAAUGCACCCCAUGAUAUGUGGUCAUUUGGAGACAAAAAAGAUGGAAAUUUUGAUGGAAGUGGCUUUACAAUGUGUAGAAGAAGACAGAGAUGCAAGGCCUACCAUGAGGCAAGUCGUUGAGAUGCUACAAGGUUCGUGUAAUUGAUUCUUGGCUUCUUGCCACUUUAUUGAGAACCAUUGGUUCUCCUUUCUGUGCCUUUAUGGUCCCUCGUGUAUGGAUGAACUUGUGAAGAUGGUGCUUAUCAGACUUUGUAGGUGGCGGGUUGUCGAAGAUGGCUCUCCUUUGAUGUUCAUAGAUCUUCAUCCUCUCAGUUACACUUUGCUUCUGCUAGAGUUCACGCUAAUGGGCUAUCUAUUGUUGCUUUCUUUGUGGUUUGAUGGUUCCUUGCUUGUUGUGGCCCAAUCUAAGGGGUUUUGCGGGUAUCACCUGUGAGACACAUUUUGUAUGCUUAAUUGCAUGACUACAUAUCCUGGGACUCAAAUACAAAACCUCAAAUUAAGCUGUUUAAGCCCUAACCACUUAGACAAGCACCUAUUCGUUAUUGUGUUGCACUUUUAAAUAUGUAAAACUUUUAGUAAUGAAUAAAUUUGACUUUUUCUCUAAAAAAAAGGUUUGAUUCUAUGGGUCUCUUUGUUUUCUUGGUCAACCAAGUCAUGCAAGCUAGCCUUUGAUUGACACGUAUUAUGAAUCUUGCAGUCAUAAUCGCACAUUUAAGGACCAGCUUGUAAGCACAUCACAGAGACGUAUUACUGUUUUGAUGUAAUCAGUUCUUACCAAUCCUCUUAGGUUGGUUUAAGCUGUGUCUGUUGUAAAUAAUAACGCCGAGAAAUCCUUCCUAUGAUAUCCAUAAAUAACAAUGGGUGUUAGUUCGCAUUC